AUGAAAAAAAGAAGGAAAAGAAAAAAGGCCUGUGGUCUCAAGACUCCCUUUUCACGGCGCCUGCCUCUGCUUUUUAACUCGAGAAAUGAGUUUCUUCCCUUCUCUGCAGUCUUUCCCAACUGCUCCAACAAUAUUCGCUUCGUUGUAAUACAUACGACCAAGAUGGCUACUCCAAUUCCUCAACCUCCUGGUCUGCCGAUCCUCGGUAACAUAUUCACCUUGGACUCGAACAACCUUUGGCCCUGCCUCAAGACACUGGCCGAGAAGCAUGGCGAGAUCUUCCAGGUCAAGAUCCUGAACAAAACUAUUGUCUUCGUCGCAGGCGCCGCCCUCGCAGAGGAACUGUGUGACGAGAAACGCUUCCGUAAACUAGUCUCCGGCCCCAUCAAAGAGAUCCGGUACUCUGUGAACGACGCGCUAUUCACGGCUUAUCAUUAUGAAGACAGUUGGGGUAUCGCCCAUCGCAUCAUCGCUCCCAAGCUUGCGCCGCAGGCGAUUGCAGAGCGCUUCGAUGAUUUCAUCACCACGACCAAUGAGUUGCUCGAGAAAUGGAAAGGGCUCGGGCCAGGCGCCCAAAUUUCUGCUAUCGGAGAGCUGAACAGACUCAACCUCGAGGCGACAACGCUUUCAUUAUAUGGCAAGAAGCUCAACUGCUUGACCGGGCCGGAACACCCUAUGUUAGGCGGUAUGGAAGAUUCGACCUCGGAGGCGGUGAAGCGGCCCACCAGACUUCCUGGCAUGAAUGCCCUUUUCUAUAAAAAGAAGCUUCCCAAUGCCACGAACGUCAUGAGAACGUAUGCGGCGGAGAUGGUCGAACACCGACGGACCAACCCCUCAGACCGCAAGGAUCUUCUCGCGGCCAUGCUGAGUGCUGAGGACCCUGAGACGGGCAAGUCACUAUCCAACUCCCAAGUCAUUGACGAAAUAGUGUCUAUGCCAAUCGGCAGCAGCACUGCGCCGUGCGUUAUCAGCACCGGAAUCUAUUUCCUUCUCAACAACCCCGAUGCCGUCACCAAGGCACGCGAGGAGCUCGACUCCGUCGUGGGCGAGGGCGAGUUGACCUAUGCGCACCUUGCUCAGCUCAAGUACAUCGAGGGAAUCGUCCGAGAAUCCAUGCGCUUGUCUUUUGCAGCGCCAGGCUUCAACAUCGAACCGAUCCACACAAAAGGUGAAGACACCGGUCCUGUAUUGCUUGCGGGAGGCAAGUACCAGGUUGCUUACAACCAGCCGAUGAUCAUCAUCCUCGCUGGCGCGAACCGGGACCCAACCGUCUUCGAAGACCCGUUGGCAUUCAAGCCUGAACGGAUGGUGGGCGAGAAGUAUGAGCAGCUGCCGCUGGGGGCAAGGAGGUACUACGGUAACGGAAAGAGAGAGUGUAUCGGAAAGCACUACGCCUGGCUAUGGAACAUGGUUGUCAUGGCCAAGCUCAUCAAGGAGGUUGACUUUGACUGGGUCGACCCUUCAUACAAGUUGCAUCAAGAUGGUUGGUUCAACUUGCGGCCGGUCGGAUUCCAGGUGAAGAUCAAGCCGAGACAGAACACCAAGAAUUGGACACUGUAG
Molecule: messenger RNA, 1560 nt
Organism: Colletotrichum truncatum
Lineage: Eukaryota; Fungi; Ascomycota; Sordariomycetes; Glomerellales; Glomerellaceae
Product: Bifunctional P-450/NADPH-P450 reductase 1
Molecular function (GO): iron ion binding; oxidoreductase activity, acting on paired donors, with incorporation or reduction of molecular oxygen; monooxygenase activity
Source: RefSeq, a predicted model, not a curated record